AUGAAAGAAUUCUGGACUUCCUUAGCAUCCUUCAUGGGUGUAUUUGCAUUUUGCCAAACCCUUCUCCAAACAAUAAUCCCGCCGGAGCUCCGUUUCCUCUUCGCCAAACUCUUCAGCCGUCUCUUCAACUGGUGUUCAUCCUACUGUUACUACGACAUAACCGAAAUUGACGGCGUCAACACAAACGAACUUUACAACGCCGCCCAACUCUACCUAAGCGCCGCCGCCGCCCAUUCCUCAAUCGGAACCACCCGUCUCACUCUCACACGCGCCGUCAACUCCUCCGCCGUCACCUUCGGUUUAUCCAACAACGACCGAUUAAUCGACAUCUUUAACGGCGUCCCCGUUCUAUGGGAACACGUCGUCACCCACCGUCAGUCCCAGAAUUUCUCAUGGCGGCCGCUUCCGGAUGAGAAACGUGGGUUUUCUCUUAGAAUCCGGAAAAGAGAAACAAUUUUAGAACUUUAUCUUGAUCAUAUUAUGGAAAAGGCGUAUGAAAUUAAACGGAGGAAUCAAGAUCGGUUUCUUUAUACAAAUUCCAGAGGGGGGUCGCUUGAUUCUAGAUCACAUCCAUGGGAAUCGGUUCCUUUUAAACAUCCAAGCACAUUUGAAACAUUAGCUAUGGAUCCUUUAAAGAAGGAGGAAAUCAUGGCGGAUUUAAAAUGUUUUGCUAAAGGACAGUGUUUUUAUCAGAAAACUGGUCGGGCUUGGAAAAGGGGAUAUUUGUUGUACGGUCCGCCGGGGACAGGGAAAUCAAGUAUGAUUGCGGCUAUGGCGAAUUACCUCGGAUAUGAUAUCUAUGACCUCGAACUCACCGAGGUGCAGAACAAUUCUGAGCUAAGGAAGUUGCUGAUGAAGACGAGUUCGAGAUCGAUUAUUGUAAUUGAGGAUAUUGAUUGCUCGAUUACUCUUACUAAUCGGAAGAAGAAUGAGUGUUCCCCGGACUUCAGGGGACCGGCGGUUGUUCACGGUGGUGGUGGUGGUGGAGGCGCCGGCGAUGAAGGAACAAACUCGAUUACAUUAUCAGGGUUGCUAAACUUUACCGACGGUCUUUGGUCGUGUUGUGGGAGUGAGAAGAUAUUUGUAUUCACAACAAAUCAUGUGGAGAAACUCGAUCCAGCAUUGUUAAGAAGUGGAAGAAUGGAUAUGCAUGUCUUCAUGUCUUACUGUUCAUUUCCGGCAUUGAAGAUUCUAUUAAAAAACUACUUGGGAUUCAACGACGGAGAUUUGGAUGAGAAUGUAAUGAAGAAAUUGGAGGAGGUAAUAGUUGCUGCAGAAAUGACUCCAGCGGAUGUGAGUGAAGUUUUGAUUAAAAACCGACUUGAUAGAGAUAGGGCUGUCGAGGAAUUGAUAGGGGCGUUGAAAAUGAAAGUGGUUAGAAAUGGAGAAAAAAGAGCCCAAAAGGUAUUUGAAGAAGAAGAACAAGAAAAGCGAACUUUGGACAGUCCUAAAGAAGGGAUUGAAUUUCAGAAGUUGGAGAAUGUUGAAGACAAUGAUCUUAAAAAAGAAGAAAAGGAUGAUGAUGUUGAAGGGUAAGAUUGUUUGUUUAAUUAUUAUUAAUUUUGUGAGAGGUUAUGAAUUUUAUGAGUAAAAUUGAAGAGAAAUUGAGAAGCUUGUAAUUUUGGGGAUUGGCUAGUUGAUUUGAGAUGCAUAUUUGAUGGAA
Molecule: messenger RNA, 1663 nt
Organism: Impatiens glandulifera
Lineage: Eukaryota; Viridiplantae; Streptophyta; Magnoliopsida; Ericales; Balsaminaceae
Product: AAA-ATPase At5g57480-like
Exons: 2
Coding region: 1-1536 (511 amino acids)
Molecular function (GO): ATP binding; ATP hydrolysis activity
Source: RefSeq, a predicted model, not a curated record